CUGAAGUUUAUAUUAGUACCACCAGUUUGUGGACUUUAUUUUAAAUAAACAAAAACAAAAUGGUACUGAAAGUUUGCCCUGCCCCAUCUGAUUAAUUGAUUAAUCGAAAAAAUAAUCGGCCUACUAAUCGAUUAUGAAAAUAAUCAUUAGUUGCAGCCCUAGUUCUGUUUGCGUCAGGCCGCAUUACACCACUCUGUUAUUGAUUAUUUUUCUAAAACUGCAUAUGUCGUAUUUUGUUUAUUUGCCUAAGGUGUCGGAGCACCCUUUUGUUUUGUUUUUUAAGAGAUUCUUAUUUUAACUUUUACUGUUUCAUAAGAUUUUUUGUAAUGGAAUUGAAUGAUUUCUUAUUCCAAACAGAACCUCUGUUUAUUUUAAAUGUAUUAAAAACUUUUUGAAUUCGUCCAAGACAUGAGUUGAGACAGCUUAUAUAUUUUAUACCACGCUGUAAUCUCUGGCUCUGUCAGUCCUCGGAGGCUCUGAGGGCUGGUACCUGAGGGAGUGUACAGACACGGGUGAUCAAAAACAACAAGCACAAAGCAUCUGCGACACAGAACUGUAUGAAAAUGCCUGUCAGUGGGGCAAAUGCCAUUUAGCGGAGCUCUUCUGUUCUUUAGCUAAUCAACAAUCCAUGGAGGUAAAAGUUCAAAUCUGAAUGUAAUGAAAAUUUGCCUUAGUCAUGAUUGCAAGAGUCGGCCGUUUCUUACCCAAUGAAGACCGGCAGGGAAAGGUUUCAAAGAGAGAAGAAGAAACGGAGACCUAGAGAUCAGUUUGUUCCUGCAAGCGAGCAGCAUUGUACUGAAUGGAUCGAAAAAAGAAACAUCAGAAAAGAACAAGAAGAAGAAUGAAUGGACCUGAUUCAGGGACGUGUAUGGAAAUCUGAUAGUCAAGGCAGAACACAAACAACCUUCCUUAGGCAAAUAUAGCCUUGGCAUAUGGCUCUACCUACUAAUGACCUGAUGACUACCCGGAUCUCCAUGCGGUCCUUGCCCUCCUUGGCGUCCAUCAGCAGUGCUAGCGCUGACCCUCGCUUCCAUUUCAAAUGGAGGGCCAUCACAGUAGUAACUAUACUAGGCUUGGGCCUGUUGCUCUAUCUGCACCAAACAGCAGGGGGUUCUACAGACAAUACACAACUCUUUCCAUCGAUGCGUCGUAGUAAUGGUGCACACCGCCUGAUUCGGGAUACGACUGCCAAUACGGAUGCCCGUUACAACCACACGUACCCUCUGAGCCCGCCGGAGCGCACAGCUAAUGGAGUCCGCUACCGCAUAGCUGUGAUCGCAGACUUGGACACAAACUCACGCAGCACCAAGGACAAAACCUGGUUCAGCUACAUGCAGCGAGGCCACCUGCUAGUGACAGACAACGGGGAACAUGUGGAGGUAGAGUGGGACCCGGAGAAGGUGGUGCUGGAGAGCCAUUUAUCAGAGAAAGGGCGUGGGAUGGAGCUUUCCGACCUGGUGGCGUUUAACGGACAUCUGUACAGCGUAGACGAUCGAACAGGCGUGGUGUAUCGCAUUGAAGACAACCGGGCUGUACCAUGGGUCAUCCUGCCUGAUGGAGAUGGCAGCGUUUCCAAAGGUUUUAAGGCGGAGUGGCUGGCAGUGAAGGACGAGCACCUGUACGUGGGUGGGCUGGGGAAGGAGUGGACGACCACCACGGGUGAAUUCGUCAACAACGACCCCCAGUGGGUGAAAGUCAUUGGCUUCCAGGGCGACGUGCACCACGAGAACUGGGUGCCCCAUUACAUCGCAAUAAGGGGCGCGGCAGGCAUCAAACCACCUGGUUAUUUGAUACACGAGUCAGCGGUGUGGAGUGAGCGUCGACAGCGCUGGUUCUUCCUCCCACGCCGCGCCAGCUCUGAACGCUACGAGGAAACAGCUGACGAGCGCCGUGCCACCAAUCUGCUCCUGACCUGCACGGCCGAUUUCAGCCACGUCUCAGUGACCCGGGUCGGGCGGCUGCUCCCCACCCACGGCUUCUCAGCCUUCAGGUUCGUUCCCAACACCCAUGACCACGUGGUCCUCGCGCUGAAGUCUGAGGAGGACGCAGGCAAAAUCGCCACCUACAUCACAGCCUUCACACUAGACGGACGGGUCCUGCUGCCUGAGACAAAGAUCGGAGAUGUGAAAUACGAAGGGCUGGAGUUCAUCUAGUUUGGUAGAAGAGAGUGGAUUUCUGACAUGGGAGUCACUGGGUAUGUGACCAUGUGUGUAAUGUCAGUGCAAUGUCGUAGAUGUAAAAUCUCAUAAAAAGAUCGGUUUCUCUUUAUGAUAUUUCUGUAUGCAGUGGUGAUAAUGUACACUGCAUGUAUUCAUGUCCCCAUGGAGACCCACCACUGGACACAGUGGAUAACUGUUGUGUCAUGACAAGGAAGAUCAAUGACGUCAAACAAAACACAGACACAGCUACAUGGUAAGCUACAUAGACAGCUCACAGAGUUUACACGCUUACCGUGUAGUUUGGACCUUGGCUGAGGUCUCUCCUUAGCAUCUCUGUGAAAAACAGUGCUGCUGAAGACUCAGGGUUUUUUGGGUUAAAACGCACAACACGGACUAACUCUAACCAAACCGGAAUGACCCAAAAGACAAAUUUGUCUUUUAUUAAGUGGACUUGAAGGAUAAAGAUGCAAACGAGUCAUGUUCAUUUAUGUCACUUUUUAUUUAUAACAUUUUAGUAGAUCAUGCAGAUAUUUGUAAAUUGCGAGUCACCCAAAACAUAUUUUAAAGCCCAUGUUUUUAAUGGUUUCACAAAAACUACCAUCAGAAACAAACACAUUUACCCUCAUCUGACAUUACUGUGUAUACUGUAUAUCUCUUAAUAUGCAAAUUAGAAAUGCCCCUACAUGCAGUAGUAGAGGUGGUAAUAAUAAUAAUUAAUCAUUAUUAGUAAUAUGUAAUAAUCAACUGGACAGCGCACUCUUAAAAGAGUUUAAUCAUAAAUCAGUACGUUAUAAAGUUUAGGGUGACUUUAACGACGCAGUCCAAAUGAGUGUUUUGUUUUAUUUCUGUUUUACUCUCAUGUUUUAAAAUCCUGCUGAAAUGCAUAUAUCUCACUGAAUGUUGCUCUUCUGACUUGUGGAUGUGAUCAUUAAUAUUUAACUGUCUUCAUCUUAGACAAGAAAUUAAAAUUAAGAUGCUUAAACA
This is a messenger RNA of Ictalurus punctatus (channel catfish), 3143 nucleotides long. RefSeq names its product calcium activated nucleotidase 1b (gene cant1b). The record is from RefSeq and is a predicted model, not a curated record. Lineage: Eukaryota; Metazoa; Chordata; Actinopteri; Siluriformes; Ictaluridae. Gene Ontology annotation, biological process: proteoglycan biosynthetic process. Gene Ontology annotation, molecular function: GDP phosphatase activity; calcium ion binding; UDP phosphatase activity. The transcript is spliced from 5 exons. Bases 933 to 2153 code for a protein of 406 amino acids.